GCCUCCAUCUGCACCCCGAGCUUCCCCGGGCGGCGGGCGGAUAGUGGCGGCUGAAGAAGUUUUUAAAAUGAAGAAGUUUAAUUUCCGAAAAGUUUUGGAUGGCUUAACUGCCUCCUCCCCUGGCAGUGGUAGCAGCAGUGGCAGUAACAGUGGUAGUGGUUCCGUGCAUCCAGGAGGGACUGCAGGGGUUCUCAGAGAAGAAAUUCAGGAAACCCUGACUUCAGAGUAUUUCCAGAUUUGCAAGACAGUUCGGCAUGGUUUUCCUUAUCAGCCCACAGCAUUAGCUUUUGAUCCAGUUCAGAAAAUCUUGGCCAUUGGGACAAGAACAGGUGCUAUACGAAUACUUGGGAGACCUGGCGUUGAUUGUUAUUGCCAACAUGAAAGUGGUGCAGCUGUCCUGCAGCUCCAAUUCCUGAUCAAUGAGGGUGCUUUGGUCAGUGCAAGUUCAGAUGAUACACUUCAUUUAUGGAACCUUAGACAAAAAAGGCCAGCUAUUCUUCAUUCUCUUAAAUUUAACCGAGAACGAAUUACUUACUGUCAUCUACCUUUCCAGAGUAAAUGGCUCUAUGUUGGAACAGAAAGAGGAAAUACACAUAUUGUAAAUAUUGAAUCUUUCGUUCUUUCUGGAUAUGUUAUCAUGUGGAACAAGGCAAUUGAACUAUCCACAAAGACUCAUCCAGGUCCAGUUGUACAUUUAAGUGAUAGCCCAAGAGAUGAAGGGAAACUGCUAAUAGGUUAUGAAAAUGGUACUGUAGUAUUCUGGGACUUGAAAUCUAAAAGAGCAGAACUGAGAGUUUAUUAUGAUGAGGCUAUUCAUUCAAUUGAUUGGCACCAUGAAGGCAAACAGUUCAUGUGCAGCCAUUCGGAUGGCAGCUUGACUUUAUGGAACCUGAAAAGCCCAAGUCGUCCUUUCCAGACCACAAUUCCGCAUGGAAAAAGUCAAAGAGAAGGAAGAAAAUCUGAAUCAUGUAAACCAAUUCUUAAAGUAGAAUACAAGACAUGUAGAAACAGUGAACCGUUUAUAAUAUUUUCUGGUGGAUUGUCCUAUGACAAAGCUUGCAGAAGACCAAGUUUAACCAUCAUGCAUGGAAAAGCAAUUACAGUACUUGAAAUGGAUCAUCCUAUUGUUGAAUUUCUAACUUUAUGUGAAACACCCUAUCCAAAUGAAUUUCAAGAACCCUAUGCAGUCGUAGUACUUCUGGAAAAAGAUCUCAUUGUAGUUGAUCUGACACAAAGCAAUUUUCCAAUCUUUGAAAAUCCAUAUCCCAUGGACAUUCAUGAAUCACCAGUUACAUGCACAGCCUACUUUGCUGAUUGCCCACCAGAUUUGAUUCUAGUACUCUACUCUAUAGGAGUCAAGCAUAAAAAACAAGGCUACAGUAAUAAGGAGUGGCCAAUCAGUGGAGGAGCUUGGAACCUCGGAACACAAACAUAUCCAGAAAUUAUUAUUACCGGUCAUGCAGAUGGAUCAAUAAAAUUUUGGGAUGCUUCUGCAAUAACUCUGCAGAUGCUGUACAAGCUAAAAUCUUCAAAAGUGUUUGAAAAACAGAAGGUAGGAGAAGGAAAACAAACAUGUGAAAUUGUAGAGGAAGAUCCAUAUGCCAUUCAGAUGAUUUACUGGUGUCCAGAAAGCAGAAUAUUAUGUGUUUCAGGAGUAUCAGCAUAUGUCAUAAUUUAUAAAUUCAGCAGACAUGAAAUUACAACAGAAAUAGUGUCAUUAGAGGUACGACUUCAGUAUGAUGUUGAAGAUAUUAUUACCCCGGAACCAGAAACAAGCCCUCCAUUUCCAGAUCUUUCAUCCCAGCUUCCUUCUUCAAGGAGUCUUUCUGGGAGCACUAACACUGUGGCUAGUGAAGGAGUAACAAAGGACAGUAUCCCAUGCCUCAAUGUUAAGACACGACCAGUACGGAUGCCUCCAGGGUAUCAAGCAGAACUUGUUAUUCAGUUGGUGUGGGUGGACGGUGAACCUCCCCAGCAGAUUACUAGUCUUGCUGUAAGCUCAGCGUAUGGAAUAGUUGCAUUUGGGAACUGCAAUGGGUUGGCUGUGGUGGAUUUUAUACAGAAGACAGUACUAUUAAGCAUGGGGACCAUUGACCUAUAUAGAUCAAGUGACAUAUACCAACGACAACCACGGUCUCCUCGAAAAAACAAGCAGUUCAUUGCAGACAACUUUUGCAUGCGUGGCCUGUCUAACUUUUAUCCUGAUUUAACGAAACGGAUCCGUACUUCUUAUCAGAGUUUAACUGAACUGAAUGACAGUCCAGUUCCCCUGGAACUUGAGCGCUGCAAGUCUCCCACUUCAGAUCAUGUAAAUGGGCACUGCACAAGUCCAACUUCUCAGAGCUGCAGUUCUGGAAAACGUCUUUCUAGUGCUGAUGUUUCCAAAGUAAAUCGCUGGGGUCCGGGAAGACCACCAUUUCGAAAAGCACAGUCAGCUGCUUGCAUGGAAAUUUCUUUACCAGUUACAACAGAAGAAAACCGAGAAAAUUCCUAUAAUCGUUCUAGAAGCUCUAGCAUCUCCAGUAUUGACAAAGAUUCUAAAGAAGCAAUUACAGCACUAUACUUCAUGGAGUCCUUUGCUCGGAAAAAUGACUCCACCAUCUCCCCUUGUUUGUUUGUUGGAACAAGUUUGGGAAUGGUGUUAAUCCUCCCCCUGAACCUGCCUUUGGCAGAUGAACAAAGAUUCACAGAGCCAGUCAUGGUACUGCCUAGUGGUACAUUCCUCUCAUUGAAAGGAGCUGUACUAACAUUCUCCUGUAUGGAUCAAACUGGUGGAUUAAUGCAACCGCCGUAUGAAGUUUGGAGGGAUCCAAACAACAUAGAUGAAAAUGAAAAAUCUUGGAGAAGAAAACUGGUCAUGAACUGCCCCUCUCCGUCCCAAGAAACAGAUCAUCAGUAUACAAUAAUCUGCUCUGAAAAACAAGCCAAAGUCUUCUCACUGCCUUCUCAGACUUGCCUUUAUGUUCAUAACAUCACUGAGACAUCUUUCAUACUGCAAGCAAAUGUGGUAGUCAUGUGUAACAGUGCCUGUCUGGCGUGCUUUUGUGCCAAUGGGCAUAUCAUGAUAAUGAGCCUACCUAGUCUUCGCCCAAUGUUGGAUGUUAAUUAUUUACCACUGACAGACAUGAGGAUAGCACGGACAUUUUGUUUUACCAAUGAAGGGCAGGCAUUAUACCUCGUCUCUCCUACUGAAAUUCAGCGGUUAACAUACAGCCAAGAGAUGUGUGAUAAUCUACAGGACAUGCUGGGAGAUUUGUUUACUCCCAUAGAGACUCCAGAAGCUCAAAACAGAGGCUUUUUAAAGGGACUCUUUGGUGGAAGUGGACAAACAUUUGACAGAGAAGAACUCUUUGGGGAAGCUACAGCAGGAAAAGCAUCUCGCAGCCUUGCGCAACACAUUCCUGGACCAGGUGGUAUAGAAGGGAUGAAAGGCGCUGCUGGAGGGGUGAUGGGAGAGCUGACUCGAGCACGGAUCGCACUUGAUGAGAGAGGACAAAGGCUAGGAGAGCUGGAAGAGAAAACUGCAGGCAUGAUGACCAGUGCAGAAGCGUUUUCCAAACAUGCACAUGAGUUAAUGCUGAAAUAUAAAGAUAAGAAAUGGUACCAAUUCUGAACUUCUAAAGCUGUGACUGCUUUGAGAAACCAUUAUUCAGGGAAACCAAAUUUUUUCCCAGCAUCACUAUUCAACUGCUAGAAGCCAGUUUCUUCUACAAAACGUUCCAUUACAGUCCAUCUGAAGUUAUUAUAAGAGAGACUUAUCAGAGACACUACAACUGAAAGGCUGGAACCCUGGUUAAAAUCCCAAGGUAUGGCUGAAUUUGCCUCUUCCCACCUGGAAUGGAGCUAUCAUCUUGGCAUGUCAUUUGCUAAGGAUUUACAUUUAGGAACUACAGGGAGUCCUGAUUUGAAAAACUCCUGUACAAACAAAAGCAUUAAUGCACUUAAUGAAAAAAAAAUCUUUGCAUGAUAAAUUAACAUCUUAAGAGGAAAAGAAAAAAGCAUGUUGUGACAAAAGAAAAAAGUUUAAUGGUAAACUAUUUUUAUAAAUUGGGCCACAUCUGACAAUUUAAAAAAUCUGCAUUAGAAGUUAUCAGUGCAUUUCAAGUAUUUUGCCAUACCCAACCGAAAAGAAAAAGAAAACCAAAGUUUUUGUCCCAUCUAUAACUUUCGUUAUACUAAAACAUUAUUGAAUUCUUAUGGCAAGAGUCUGAUUAACGUUCCUCUCUCUCCAUAAUAUUUUAGAUCAUUCACAGUUUUCAGUCAUAAUCGAGUAUUGCCAGUAUAGAAAAUUAUUCCUAACAC
This is a messenger RNA of Pteropus alecto (black flying fox), 4302 nucleotides long. It is a transcript of the gene STXBP5L, whose product is annotated as syntaxin binding protein 5 like. Gene Ontology annotation, molecular function: syntaxin binding; GTPase activator activity; myosin II binding. The record is from RefSeq and is a predicted model, not a curated record. Bases 68 to 3613 code for a protein of 1181 amino acids. The transcript has 28 exons. NCBI's taxonomy places the organism in Eukaryota, Metazoa, Chordata, Mammalia, Chiroptera, Pteropodidae. Gene Ontology annotation, biological process: regulation of exocytosis; regulation of protein secretion. Gene Ontology annotation, cellular component: plasma membrane; cytoplasm; SNARE complex.